CUCAAUCUCCUUCCACAUCUCCUUACCAUUGACAUGAUGGAGGAGUUCCAGGAGGCUGACAUCUUGUGGCCUCACGACAGUCGUUACGACGGCACUGCUGCCACCGUGCCAUGGCGUGGCUGGCACGGAGUUCCGAGGGAACCAACUGGCCCAAUCGAGAUCCCUGCAAAAGCUCAGGCCAGCUUUAUGCAUGAUGAUGGUAAUGGCAAUGAUAGUAGUACAAUGAGAGCGAUGAUCCCACCGCAUGUUACUGUGGCUGAGAGGAUCGCCGGCGACAAGAUGGCCUUCUCGGUGUUCGUCGGAAACGGGAGAACGCUCAAAGGCUGGGAUCUUCGACGUGUGAGGACUUCCGUCCUAAGGAUGACCAGAUUCCUUGAGGGAUGAAUGAUGGUAUCAGCUAUAACAAAGCUUGAUGUUGUUGGAGAAGGCAGUUCACAUAGCAUGCAUGUGCCUGUUGAAUGCAUUGCCAUCUCUUGAAGGGCUGAUGAGUAGUGAUUCUUUCAUUGUACAAUGAAUGCAUUGCAAAGGGAAUAAAUAAGGCUAUUGUUGAAUUCACACAAAUUUGUGUGCCUAA
Musa acuminata subsp. malaccensis (wild Malaysian banana) is the source of this 574-nucleotide messenger RNA. Its product is annotated as protein S40-1-like. Lineage: Eukaryota; Viridiplantae; Streptophyta; Magnoliopsida; Zingiberales; Musaceae. The record is from RefSeq and is a predicted model, not a curated record.